Molecule: messenger RNA, 534 nt
Organism: Plectropomus leopardus (leopard coralgrouper)
Lineage: Eukaryota; Metazoa; Chordata; Actinopteri; Perciformes; Serranidae
Source: RefSeq, a predicted model, not a curated record
AAGCUUGACUACUUUGUUACAUCUGCUUUAAGUCUAAAACUGUCCUCUUUUCUCCAGAUUGUGUUGCUGAUUGCAUUCAUGUGUAUCACUCUGCUGGUGGCCAGUCUGGUGUGCCUAACCCUCCCAGUGUUUACUGGGCGCUGGCUGAUGUCCUUCUGGACAGGAAACUCCAAAAUCCACGAGCUGUACACAGCCGCAUGCGGCCUGUAUGUGUGCUGGCUGUCUAUCCGCGGAGUAACUGUGCUGCUGGCCUGGAUGCCCCAGGGACGCACAGUCAUUGUACGCAAAGUCCAGGAGUGGACGCUCAUGAUUCUGAAGACCCUGGUUGUAGCUCUGCUGGUCGCUGGAGUCAUCCCGCUUCUACUGGGCCUGUUGUUUGAACUGGUCAUUGUGGCUCCACUCAGGGUUCCCCUGGACCAAACACCCCUCUUCUACCCUUGGCAGGACUGGGCUCUCGGAGUGCUCCAUGCCAAAAUCAUUGCUGCCAUCACUCUCAUGGGCCCUCAGUGGUGGCUGAAGACUGUUAUUGAGCAG